AUGGCUCCUAAGAAGUCGAAGAAAAUCCCGCUGAAUGAAUUCCUAGGUGAUAGCACGUUGGGAUCAUGGGCCGACGAGAUGGAAUCGCUUCCUAACGCUCCUGCGGCAAGGACUGAUGAAGAAACGUCGGGUGAUCGUUUUGGACGCAGAGAUGAUUUUCUAAGUUCGCGACCCGAUCGUCAACAUCUACCUCCGCGCGAGGAUGUCCCUCUUCCGAGCCAGCCUCCCUAUACCGCGUUUGUGGGCAAUCUGGCAUUCGAUCUGACCGAAUCUGAGCUUGGCCAGUUUUUCUCUGGAGUCAAGACUAAAUCCGUGAAAAUAAUCAAAGACAGGGAUGAUAAACCCAAGGGCUUCGGAUACGUGGAAUUUGAAGAAUUAGAGGGCCUGAAAGAUGCCUUGUCAAAAAGUGGCUCUAAUUUCUCGGGUCGAGUCAUCCGAGUCAGUGUUGCUGAACCACCGAAAGAACGCAGCGGAUUUGGUGGCCCUUCGGACGACAACUCUAAGUUCGAUAGUCCCUGGCGCCGUGACGGCCCCCUCCCCGAUACCACGUCUCGAGAGCCAUCGCGUCGUCGUUUCGAUGGUCCGCCACACGAUCGACAUGUCCAGUCGGCUUCUGAUGGCCCGGAGGACUGGCGUUCCAAUCGACCUCAACGUGUCCCCGAUAAUGAACCUCCGCCAUUCAAGCGAAAAGGUUCCGGCUUCCUGACUCCUGAAGGAACAGCUAGUUCGGCGGACAAAGAAGACGUUUGGACAAUUGGCAGUAAGUUCAAACCUUCGGGUCCCGGCGAUGAAAGUUCCACAAAAUUUGGUUCAACGCGGUCAAGGGGUGACAUGGGCCCGCCGAAGGAGACACCGAGCGAUGAAGCGGGCUGGAGGAGUACAACCCGUGGUCCAAAACGUGGCAGUGUAUCGCCGACGAACUCGACACCCCCGACGCCCCAGUUGGCGCGCAGAAAGCUGGAGCUUCUUCCGAGGUCUGGUAACGCAUCGGUUUCACCCAGCCCUUUGUCAUCCCCUAAGAUGGCACCUACGCCCCCUACUUCGGCGGGCUCGAGGCCAAAUCCUUUUGGUGGGGCACGGCCAGUCGAUGUUAGCUCCCGUGAAAAAGCCGUCGAAGAACGCAUUGAAAAGGAGCGCGAGUCCGUUCACGAGAAGGUUGCAAUGUCGAGGACAAGCUCUCGUUCUGGUGUCGAACGGGGUGUUCUGCAUCGUCCUCAAACCCCCCCCGUUUCGUCAGCCCCUAACCCCAAGGUCUCCUCCAAGCCAACACCUGUCUUCGCACCUACUGUUCGACCCAGCCUGAGCUUCGCCAAUGUCGCCGCAAAGAAGGAAAGUGCUGCAUCGAAGGAGGAUGCCCAUACGGAGAGUGCUAUUGAUCAAGAAGCUGAUGAUGUUGCGAAUGUUGCGAUAUAA
This is a messenger RNA of Cyclocybe aegerita, 1413 nucleotides long. The record is from the annotation of a GenBank genome assembly. Lineage: Eukaryota; Fungi; Basidiomycota; Agaricomycetes; Agaricales; Hemipholiotaceae.